Messenger RNA from Coprinopsis cinerea okayama7#130, 1365 nucleotides. RefSeq lists its product as hypothetical. The record is from RefSeq and is a predicted model, not a curated record. The transcript is spliced from 3 exons. Bases 1 to 1365 code for a protein of 454 amino acids. Lineage: Eukaryota; Fungi; Basidiomycota; Agaricomycetes; Agaricales; Psathyrellaceae.
AUGAUUCAGCUUUAUGGGCCUGUCGAACAGUCCUCCUCGAUGUCUGAUAACUACGAAAUCGCAUCUAUGCCCGCCAGACCAGUCUCUUGGAUAGCACAAGCCCAUUCACGGCCAUUGUCCCCGGACACUGAGUCAGUGGUCGACUUGGCGCAGUCCUCAGGUAGCUCAAUUGCUCCUCGACCCAAAAAUCUUGCCCCAUUGGAGGUCCAGACGUGGCCUGACAACUCUCAAUAUUGCCUCCAUAAACUUUACUAUAUGCCUGUCAUAAAGCUCAGGGUCCAAGACGUCCUUUUUCAACUCCCCAUGCACCUUUUCCUGGAUCAUUCGGAGGUGUUUGCUCAGUUGUAUGACUUGCCUCUGGAUGCUUCGGAGAUGGACGGAGGUCGCAUUAUUGAACUCGUCGAUGUCGACUGCACAGAUUUCGAGAACUUCUUGAAGGCUUUGGCCCCUAGGUCGCCCCUACUGGAGGAGAAGCCUGACCUUGUGCAAGACGAGUGGAUCUCUGUUCUAAAGCUCUCGACACUCUGGUUCUUCAAUGACCUCCGCCAGGUGGCGAUUCAGGCCCUUACCAUCCUUGACAUAGGUCCUAUCCGCCGUAUAAAUCUGGCUCGGCAGUACCACAUCCAUGAAUGGUUGCUGUCUGGUUACGAAGAGCUGGUCGCACGCAUGUCCCCAAUUAGGGAGGACGAUGUAGAGGAGAUUGGCUUCCGAGUCGCGUUAAAAUUGUCUGGAAUGAUCGUCGAACGGUUCAGAACAGGAGGCUCUCCAGGCGACACUGAUGUCCGCGAAGGCUUCCACGCCGAGCUGGAAGAGAUCAGAGUACACCAAAGGCGCUAUUUAACCAAGAAGGAGCGGCUCGAAAGGGAGAGGUGGAAAGCAGAAGAGGAAGCCAGAUUAGUUUUGCUAGCCGAAGAGGCGGAACGGAAAGCAGCGAUCGAAGAAGAGCGAUAUCGGGUCCUGGAGAAGGAUAGGAAGAGGAAACAGGAAGAGGAACGGGAUGCCUUGCUCAGAGCACGGGACGAAAUUGAGAGGAAACUACUUGACCUCGAGGUGCAGGAAGGAGGAGCGAUGGGACCGUGCACCCCGCAGCAGAGUUGCGAGCCAGCCGAGCAUCAGCAAUACCAGACGGCAAUCCCAGCUUCUAAAGAUAAUGACGCAGCCAUGAAUCUACCCUAUCCUUCUGGACCACCUUUGUCCACCGAUACCCCCCCACUGGUCAUCACCUAUGACCCAUUGGACGGCCCCAGUGACGAGACUGUGGUCCCCUCGGAGACAGAAGCGGCUGUCAUCAGUCAAGCGGAUUGCUUGAAGUGCAGGAAGCGGAGGAAGAAAUCUGCACGUUGCAGUAGGUGCCGGCUCGCUUAG